Messenger RNA from Cydia fagiglandana, 3631 nucleotides. RefSeq names its product WD repeat-containing and planar cell polarity effector protein fritz (gene frtz). The record is from RefSeq and is a predicted model, not a curated record. Gene Ontology annotation, biological process: nervous system development; establishment of protein localization; cilium organization. The transcript is spliced from 26 exons. Lineage: Eukaryota; Metazoa; Arthropoda; Insecta; Lepidoptera; Tortricidae. Bases 116 to 3631 code for a protein of 1171 amino acids. Gene Ontology annotation, cellular component: axonemal basal plate.
GAACUGUCAAAAGGUCAAGCGAAGCGAAAAGAAACAAUUUUCUAAAGUAAAUAAUUAUAACUAAAACUUCACAAAAAAUGUGUGCUGGCUCCACAUACGCAUAUUUAUCGUGACGAUGUACAGUUACAAUGUUAAAUUUCUGACAUGCGACGAAUCCAUCACUCUGAAAAACGGGGACUUUAAAAGUUUCAAGUAUGAAACGAAGAAGAAAUCUGAGGAGUCGGUGUAUGAUAGUGGUAAGAGGAGUUUUUGUGAGCGUCGAGGCGGACAUUGGACGGCGGCGAACCCGCGUCAGCUCAGAAAACUCGAGGCUAAUUUUCGGGAACGCACAGCCGUUUACUGCGAAUGGUUGAAUGAGAACUUGAUUGUAAUAGUGUUUUCUUCUGGUGCCAUCGCCUACCUCACUGUGAAGCCUAGUACGUUGGAUGUGACACAGAUUUUGUUCGAUAGAUAUGUUGUUGGGAAAAUAUCUGGACAGUCUGUUACUGGAGUUGCAUUCUGCAAGUCGCACUUACUGUUCACACAUACAGACCGGACAGCGACACUCAUUACUUUUGGUAAAAGUGUACCGAAUGCUCAACCAUGCCGUAUAAAAGACAGGGAUCCACACAUACAAACAGUAGAACUGGGAGGCUCCCGGCGUACUGAAAGGAGAGUGUCCUGGUGCGAGGCCCCCAGCCCUAGCUCCGGUGUGCGAGUACUCGUGUGGGGCGCCGCCGCAGUGGAGCCGGCGCCCUGGAGCCCCGCACUCGAGGACCAGGCCAACUUGCAUCUGUAUCUGAUACGAGGGCAACAAAUGAGCCUACUAGCGUACCAUCAGUUGGAGAAUGAAACGUUGUGCGCCGAGAUCUCUUCGACCAACGACAAUAUCAUUCACGUCAUUGAACAGACUGCGUGCCAUAAGAGCGGUGUAACGAUAGAAUGGUUGCGCUACACCGCCCCGACGUGCGAGCUGCGCGCGACGCGCCUGCGGUCCCCGGGCGUGGAGCGCACGGGCUGCACGCUGCCCGCGCCCGCGCGCUGCGUGCGCCGCGCCGCCGCGCGCGCGCUGCUCGCCUGCAUCGACGGCUCGCUGCACGUGCUGCACGAGCACGCUGGCCUCACGCACGAGGCGAGGCUCAGCUCUGUGGCAACGGACGUCCGUUGGGCGGGGUCCCUAAUACUAGCCGCGUCCGACGGCCUGCAGUGCUUCGACAGCGCGCUCACCGCCCUGCCGCACCCCCCGCACCUCUCCAAUAUACUGCGAGAGCCGCGUCGAAUGCAGCUUCUGGCCACGCGGAGCGAGCGCGGCGGGCCUCUAGUUUUGGCGUCGUUCAGCGGAGGGCCACUGGCGUUGAUUCGGGUCUCGCAUCCUGAACUUAUGACGGCGUGGGUCCGCCUGGGGCGGCCCUCCAACGCCGUAUCCCUGCUGCGCGCUCUGGACUGGGACGCGUCGGGCGGCUUGGGGCUGCGCGGCGCCGCGGCGCUGCUGGGCGGCGCGCUGCGCGGCGCGCUGGCGCCCGACGAGGAGGCGCGCGCGCAGGCCGCGCUGGGCGCCUACCUGGCGCCGCCCAAGCCGCACGACCCGAACGCGCUCAAAUACGCGCCGGCGGUGCACGACCUCGCGAGAAAGUUUUUUCACCAUCUGUUAAGGCGAGGCCGCGUCGAGAAAGCCCUAAGCCUCUGCGUGGACCUAGCGGCGUGGGACCUCUGUAUGGACGCGCGCUGGGCCGCCACUCGCGCCGGGCAGCCCGCGCUGGCCGCCGAGGCCGCCGCACUCGCCACCACUAUCGACAAUUGUCCAGAAUCAGUCUGCUCCGACUCAUGCUCGCAAUGCUCCUCCGACUCGUCUUCCUCCAGCCAUCCCCCCCUCCCACGACCACCCCUACCCUCCCUCCUCCCCGUACCAACCACCCCCAGCCAUCCCACCACCACCAGCAUCAGACCCAACCUACACCAGUAUUUGGAAAAGAACAAUACUAUAUGGAACACAGAUGUUAAAGAUGACUGGCCUAAUGAUUAUAGAAGAGAGACAGGUGCUAAUGACUAUAGGAGUAGUAUAGAAGUAAUACCGCGGCCGGACGCGCAUUUUAGACAUCUGUACCAAACUGAGCUAAGAGAAGAAUCUCCUAACACUAUGUACAGGAGUAGCGUAGAAGUAAUACCGCGGCCGGACGCGCGUUUUAGACAUCUGUACCAAACUGAGCUGAGAGAAGAAUCUCCUAAUACUAUGUACAGGAGUAGCGUAGAAGUAAUACCGCGGCCGGACGCGCGUUUUAGACAUCUGUACCAAACUGAGCUGAGAGAAGAAUCUCCUAAUACUAUGUACAGGAGUAGCGUAGAAGUAAUACCGCGGCCGGACGCGCGUUUUAGACAUCUGUACCAAACUGAGCUGAGAGAAGAAUCUCCUAAUACUAUGUACAGGAGUAGCGUAGAAGUAAUACCGCGGCCGGACGCGCGUUUUAGACAUCUGUACCAAACUGAGCUGAGAGAAGAAUCUCCUAAUACUAUGUACAGGAGUAGCGUAGAAGUAAUACCGCGGCCGGACGCGCGUUUUAGACAUCUGUACCAAACUGAGCUGAGAGAAGAAUCUCCUAAUACUAUGUACAGGAGUAGCGUAGAAGUAAUACCGCGGCCGGACGCGCGUUUUAGACAUCUGUACCAAACUGAGCUGAGAGAAGAAUCUCCUAAUACUAUGUACAGGAGUAGCGUAGAAGUAAUACCGCGGCCGGACGCGCGUUUUAGACAUCUGUACCAAACUGAGCUGAGAGAAGAAUCUCCUAAUACUAUGUACAGGAGUAGCGUAGAAGUAAUACCGCGGCCGGACGCGCAUUUUAGACAUCUGUACCAAACUGAGCUAAGAGAAGAAUCUCCUAACACUAUGUACAGGAGUAGCGUAGAAGUAAUACCGCGGCCGGACGCGCGUUUUAGACAUCUGUACCAAACUGAGCUGAGAGAAGAAUCUCCUAAUACUAUGUACAGGAGUAGCGUAGAAGUAAUACCGCGGCCGGACGCGCGUUUAAGACAUCUGUACCAAACUGAGCUGAGAGAAGAAUCUCCUAAUACUAUGUACAGGAGUAGCGUAGAAGUAAAACCGCGGCCGGACGCGCGUUUUAGACAUCUGUACCAAACUGAGCUGAGAGAAGAAUCUCCUAAUACUAUGUACAGGAGUAGCGUAGAAGUAAUACCGCGGCCGGACGCGCGUUUUAGACAUCUGUACCAAACUGAGCUGAGAGAAGAAUCUCCUAAUACUAUGUACAGGAGUAGCGUAGAAGUGAUACCGCGGCCGGACGCGCAUUUUAGACAUCUGUACCAAACUGAGCUGAGAGAAGAAUCUCCUAACACUAUGUACAGGUACAACGGGUACAGACCGGGGUCAUCAGAGCGUACAAUAAAAGUGGACGGGUACGAGCGACAGAAACCAGAGAAAAACAAGGUCAAGUUCUCGGAUACCGUCACUAUCGCUGUUGUGGCUUCAGAAGGUAACGUGGGUUCGGUGGCCAGGGAGCUGGCGGACAGCCUGCCGCUGUGCGCGCCGCACAACUACCUCGCCGCCUUCGCGCCGCACCCCGCGCCGCCCGCGCCCCUCCCGCCCCUCCAGCCCCUGUCGCCGCACGCCCCGCCCGGUACCAACGACUACGUCGAAGUGUAG